UGUAAUUUUCCAUAUAUAGCACUGUGACUCAUCCGUAUAUAGGCAGUACCACACGGCAUUUUAACAUUACAAUUUUGAUCUCUCUAGAAACUCGUCUUGGUGUGACUAACAUCAUCGGCUUCCGAACGGAACGCGGCCGAAACCAAAGUGACUCAUAUUAUUAUUUUUCUAGUGUGUGGCGAGUCAGUAUUGACACGCGUGUCCUUUUUUCAAUCUGGAUUUACGAACAUCAUCUUCAAAGUCCAGAAUGGAGCAUUCGCUUUAUUCUGACACGGACGGCCCAGACUCAGCUGUCAAAAAGUUAAAACGGAGUAUGACAUUGGACUUUAAUUCUAGUUCAGCGACUAAACAGAAGAAAUUAGCAACUGUUCUAGCAUCACCAGAUCUUAAUAUGUUAAAGCUGGCUUCACCGGAGUUAGAAAAGAUGAUUAUUCAAGCUAACGGUAUGGUAACGACAACGCCCACCCCAACUCAGUUUAUAUUUCCGAAAUUCGUAACAGAGGAGCAGGAGGCCUACGCUAGGGGAUUUGUUGACGCUCUUGCAGAACUACAGAGCAGUGGGGCACUUUCAGCUAAUCGUACACAAGAACUUACUCGAACUUUUACAACUUUAACAGUUCCCACGGCGCUUUCUCAAAGUGCUACAGUACCAACAUCAGGAGCCGUUCCUGUUUUCGCUACUGCAAAUGAACUUUCAGCGACAACAACUUUGCCUGGUGGGCUUAUUGGUAGACUACCAUCUACCGUAAGUCCUCCCAAAACUGUCCUGCCCACAACCAAGGCUAGUAUGCCUGUUUCAUCUGCUGGGUUAGAUGCAAGGAUACCACAGAUCAAAGACGAACCACAAACUGUUCCUUGUCUUGGUUCGUCCCCACCACUUUCACCUAUAAAUAUGGAAUCUCAGGAAAAAAUUAAACUUGAGCGUAAACGGGCCCGUAAUAGAGUAGCAGCUCGUAAAUGUCGUACAAGAAAAUUGGAGAGGAUUUCACGGCUAGAAGAUCGUGUUAAAGAACUUAAAGGACAAAAUAAUGAUCUUGUAACAACAGCUUCUAGUCUUAGAGAUCAAGUUAUGAAACUUAAGCAGCAAAUUGUUGAACAUGUAAAUAGUGGCUGUCAGAUUAUGAUGGCACCGAAUAUUGCAUUCUAAUUUAAACAAACAUUUAGUUUCUUCAAGCUUUAGCGUCUUGUGUUCUUUAUACAAAGAUUUAUGAAUCUGCAAUUGACUUAUUUUCUGGCUGAAAUAAAAACAAACCCAUCUGUGUCGGCCUUUCUUUCAACACUUCAUUUCAAGCUGGGAUUUUUAACCUUAUGUUCAACUGCAUCAAACUAGGCCUAAAUAAUUUUCUAAAUAUUCUUUUGAUGGGCGCUUCCAUAAAGUGUGAUUAUUUUGUGUACAUGCGAAGGAAUUCAUUUUCAUUUUCUUAUUACUGACACCAUUGUUGUAAAUUUUCAGCAAACAUGCCAUUCUUUUCAUAUAUUAUUGUUACUCUUUUUGAUGUAAGUUUGAUUUUCUUACAUUACUGAGACAACCAAACUGAUAUACCAUUUUUUGAUGAUAAUUAGUUUUCUGUUAUCAUUUAAAAUGCGAUAUGUAAAAUUCUGAAUCACAUUGUCAUUGAAAAUAUC
Molecule: messenger RNA, 1626 nt
Organism: Lymnaea stagnalis (great pond snail)
Lineage: Eukaryota; Metazoa; Mollusca; Gastropoda; Lymnaeidae
Source: the annotation of a GenBank genome assembly